Pararge aegeria (speckled wood butterfly) is the source of this 4415-nucleotide messenger RNA. It is a transcript of the gene Gnf1, whose product is annotated as replication factor C subunit 1. Gene Ontology annotation, biological process: DNA replication; DNA repair. The record is from RefSeq and is a predicted model, not a curated record. Gene Ontology annotation, molecular function: ATP binding; ATP hydrolysis activity; DNA binding. The coding region runs from base 207 to 3491 and encodes 1094 amino acids. NCBI's taxonomy places the organism in Eukaryota, Metazoa, Arthropoda, Insecta, Lepidoptera, Nymphalidae. Gene Ontology annotation, cellular component: DNA replication factor C complex; nucleus. The transcript is spliced from 18 exons.
CAAGAAAUCUCAGGUUGGAUGGCGGUUGUGGUUCUAAACAAAUUCUGAAAGUGAUUUCAAAAUUGGUCAAUAAUUGAUACAAUAAAAUAUGUAAUAACAAAUUGAGUUGUUUCAGUAAUAAGCUGUUUAUGAACUCUACAUGUUUUCCCUGACUGCUUAUCUACUCUAUCAAACUUUUUCGGAUACAAAGGUGUCCGAGUGUUAAGAUGCACAGGGACAUAAGGUCAUUUUUCUCAGUUAAAAAAGCAAAGAAACCAGAGGAUGACGACAGUGAUGUCAUACCUGAGUCUCCCAAGUUAGCAAUUGUGAACAAGAAGAAACAAUCUCGAAAACGGAGGCAAAUCCAAGAAGAGUCUGAUGAAGAGAUAUUUUCACCACCAAAGAAAAAUAAAAAUGCGCCUAAACCUUCUCUAAAGGAGGUUAAAGCUGUUGACAUAUUUGGCAGUGCCCCAAUAAAAAGAUCUGAACCUAUAGUAAAAAAAUCCAAAAAAGUAACUGAGACAGGUAUACAUUCUGACGAGGAAUUCGAAAAGAGUUUAUUACAAAUUGACGAAGUUGAUAAUUCAUUGUGUCCCAAACCACCUACAAACGAUAAUCAUGUGUCUAAAGUGGAUAUUAUUAAAAAGCUAAAAGAAAAACCAGUUAAUAAUCAUGAUUCAAAAGAUAAUUUUAAUAGUUUUAAAAAAGACAAAGAAUCAGAAUCAAUCAAAACAGAGAUAUACAAAAAUGACAGAAAAUUAGGAAAAAAUAAAAACGAAAAGAAGGUUGAUGAUAUAAAAUCGAAAACUAAAACCCAUGACUCUAAAGAAAAAUCCACAAGAAAUUUGAAUAAAAAAGAAAAAGAGCCAACCUCUCAAAAGGGAAAAGUAGACAAAAUUGACAAUGAUCAGACAAUCGAUGACAUAAUUUCCAAAUCUAAAAAUCAUGACUCAAAAGAUAACUUAGCUUCAAGCAGCUAUAUAAAAAGAGACAAAGAAUCAACUUCUUAUAAGAGGAAAUUGGACAAAUUUGACAAUUGUAAGAAUACUGUUGACUCAAAACCUGAAAAUAUCAAGAAAGAAAAGGCAGAUUUCAGUGAGUUCCUUAAAGAUGAUGAAACAUAUAAUCAUGAAGACAAAUCAAGUGAACCUAAACAAAAAAGAGCUAAAUUGGAUAAGAGCCUGAAUAAUUCUGUCCUUACAGAUGAAGAAAGACACGAACGGAAAAGAUAUUCUGCUGCGUUAUAUCAGAAAUACCGAAACCGGUCUGGACCGAAGCACUUGGGAUCUAAAGAGAUACCUGAAGGUUUACCAAACUGUUUGAAGGACUGUGCGUUUUUACUAACUGGCGUUUUGGACUCGUUUGAGAGAGAUGAGGUUGUUGCUGCUAUUACGAAGUACGGAGGGUGUGUGAAACCUGGUAUUAGUAAAAAGGUCACUCACGUGCUAGCUGGCGAUGAAGCGGGGCCGGCGAAAUUAGCUAAAGCGGAAGAACUCGGCAUUCGAAUCAUUAACGAAGAUGAAUUUUUGAAUAUGAUAAAAGGCACAGAUAAAAUCAAAGCAUCAAGUUCCAAAGAAAUUAAGAAAGAAAAUAAAGUUGAAAAUAAAACGUCUAGUGCAUCACAAUCGAAAGAAAAGAAAAAUGUUAAUAUAGAAACGAAUAAAAAAGUAAAACAUGAAGGUUACACUAAUGGAAAGAAAGAAAGAUCUUUGUCGCCAAAAAAAGUUAAAAACGACGAAGUGAAAUCAGAAAAGAUAGUGAAUGGUGUACCCAAUAAGUCUGAUUCGGUAGAUAACAGCUUGAUGUGGGUAGACAAAUAUAAGCCUACAAACCUCAAACAGAUUAUAGGACAACAUGGUGAGAAGAGUAAUGUUAAAAAGUUAUCAAAUUGGCUGAUUCAAUGGUACGUGAAUAGAAAGGCGAAGAUACCCAAACCGAGUCCAUGGGCGAAGGAUGACAACGGAGCGUAUUACAAGGCCGCCCUUUUAUCAGGUCCACCUGGAGUCGGUAAAACCACAACAGUAUCUCUGGUGUGCAAGGAGCUGGGCUUCGACAUGGUGGAGUUCAAUGCAUCGGACACUAGAAGCAAAACUCUUAUACGGGAACAGAUCGGUGAACUUCUGAGCACUACUUCCCUAUCAGCAUACGCUAGGGGUUCAACCGGAAAAGGCGCUGUUUCAAAGAAACAUGUGCUUGUUAUGGAUGAAGUUGACGGAAUGGCGGGGAAUGAGGACCGCGGCGGUCUCCAAGAGCUGAUAUCGCUGAUAAAGUCCACAUCGGUGCCCGUCAUCUGUAUGUGCAACGACCGUAGCAGCGAGAAAAUGCGCUCGCUGCUCAACUAUUGCUACGAUCUGCGCUUCGAGCGGCCCAGGGCCAACCAGAUCAUGUGCGCAAUGCUGUCGGUCUGCUUCAAAGAGGGCGUGAAAGUUCCCAACGACGUGUUAACGCAACUCAUAGAGGCCGCCGGACAUGACAUCAGACAAACCCUGCACAUGUUGUCCGUUUGGGUUGCGGACUCGAGUCUCAUGGACGACGACCGACUGAAGAGAGAAGCCGGGAAGGUUAAGAAAGAUAUGAAGAUGGGACCGUGGGAAGCAAUCCGAAGGGUGUUCAGUGCGGAGGAGCAUCAGAAGAUGAGUAUAUACGACAAGAGCGACCUGUUCUUCACGGACUACAGUAUUAUGCCGCUUUUCGUUCAGGAGAACUAUUUGAACGUUGUACCACAUGGACCUGGCAAAGCAAGCUUCUCGAAGCUGGAAACUCUGGAACGCUUAAGCCGCGCUGCCGACAGCAUCAGCUCGGGUGAUCUCGUGGACGCUCGGAUACGACGCAACCAGGCCUGGAGUUUGUUACCGAUACAGGCGAUGUACAGCAGCGUGAUACCAGGCCAGUUUAUGGAAGGUCACAUAGCGGGGCAGAUCCAGUUCCCGGGUUGGCUGGGGAAGAACUCGCGCGCCAACAAAAUGCGGCGACUAGCGCAGGAGAUUCAUGCCCACACGAGACUCAGUACAUCCGGUUCAAAGUCCUCAAUAUUCCUGGACUAUUCGACACAUAUCCGCGACGCGAUCCUAAACCCGCUGAUAAAAGAUAAAACUGAAGGCAUCGAACAAUCCCUACGCGUGUUGGAAUCAUACAACUUGCUGCGAGAGGAUCUCGAUUCACUUGUAGAAUUAUCCCUAUGGCCGGAGAAGAGAAACCCGAUUGUGCUGAUUGAACCUAAGGUGAAAGCAGCCUUGACGCGAACAUACAACAAAACAGCGAGUGCGCUCCCUUACGCACCGGUCGCAGUAAAGAAGGGGAGAGGCGUAGAAGACAGCGAAAACUCACAAGAAGACUAUGAGGAGGUUGAAGCAGACAGCGAUCCAGAAAAUGAUACUAUGAUAAAGAAAAAGAAGAGCAAAGAGGCGGAAAAGGCUGGUCCUAGCAAAGCAUCGGGUAAAGCCAAGAAAAACGUACCAUCCAGUCCGGGCAAAGGAAAGAAGGGAAAAACAAAAGCAAAUAAUAAAAGAUAAAAAUAGAAUAUUAAAACAGUUAAAAGAGUUUUGAGACAACUGACAGAAGCGAAGCUUUUUACCUUCCACAAACUAAUGUUUACCGCCACCAUUGCCGUGCGUGUCAAAGCCAUCUAGAGGUGCUACACCUCCACAAGCUCGCUUGUUUCACUUUUUGUAAGUUGAGUAACUAUCUGCCCCAAGUGAACAUAGAUAGUGCCUCGUAAAUGUGUAUGUGUGUAAAGAGGAGUAAAUUAGCCGGCCGCAGUCUCCCGUCGUGUAGAAAAAAUUCCUCCCAAUUUUUUUUUUAUAUCUGCAUCCACUAGGCUAUGUUACAUGCCAAGUUUAACCAUAGCUUGGAAAAAUCAAAGAGGUUCGCAUACUAAUAUGAGGUAAAAGCUUUGCUACAAUAAACAAUCGUGAUUAAUGUACAAAAUAUAUUAUAAUGAGGAUGUUUGUUCUAGCUCCACCAGGUAACUUGUUAUUAUCAGAUGUAAUUGACACUUGAAAACAACUAUUAAAAUUUUGUUUUGUUUGAUUUAUUAUUCUUUGAGAUUAUUUUAUUUGUUUACUUGGUUAACAUGAAAAAUAUUAUGGCUGCAUAGGGACUAACUUGUGAUAGGAUGUAAAAAUAUAGGAGCUAAUUCAAUUGUACACAAACAUAAAAAUUCAGUUUAAACUAGUACUUUACUACUACAUCCUUUUCAAAAUGUUCUUUGUAGAAGGAUAGUGCGUUUUUGGACCUAUUAUUAUGGAUAUGUGUACAGUCAAUUAGGCCACUAUUCCUUUGCUUUUAAAGUAGUAUGUAGCAAAUGUUGAGAUCAUUAUGACAUACUUUAAUAAUAAUUAUGUAGCCUGUGGACAAACUGCUCAAGACGUAAGGAAAUAUUUUAAGUUCUCAUGUUAUUUGGAAGGACACUAAAAUAAAUAAAAUGAUUGCUUUAA